Molecule: messenger RNA, 1314 nt
Organism: Urocitellus parryii (Arctic ground squirrel)
Lineage: Eukaryota; Metazoa; Chordata; Mammalia; Rodentia; Sciuridae
Product: extracellular sulfatase Sulf-1
Biological process (GO): heparan sulfate proteoglycan metabolic process; positive regulation of vascular endothelial growth factor production; positive regulation of Wnt signaling pathway
Cellular component (GO): endoplasmic reticulum; cell surface; plasma membrane
Molecular function (GO): N-acetylglucosamine-6-sulfatase activity; glycosaminoglycan binding
Source: RefSeq, a predicted model, not a curated record
AAAUGGCAGUGCAUUGAGGACACAUCUGGGAAGCUUCGAAUUCACAGUGUAAAGGGCCCAGUGACCUGCUCCUCGUCUGGCAGAGCAUGUGGAACCUCUCGCAGCUUCCAUGAUAAGGACAAAGAGUGCAGUUGCAGGGAAUCUGGUUACCGAGCCAGCAGAAGCCAGAGGAAGAGUCAGAGGCAGUUCCUGAGAAACCAGGGGACUCCAAAGUACAAGCCCCGAUUUGUCCAUACCUGGCAGACACGCUCCUUGUCUGUUGAAUUUGAAGGAGAAUAUGACAUAAAUCUGUAAGAGGAAGAAUUGCAAGUGUUGCAGCCAAGGAGCAUUGCCAAGCAUCACGACGAAGACCACAGGGGUUUGGGAGGUCGCCAGGCUGCCGGUGGUGGCAACGGGGAUGAGCUGCUGGCAGACAGCAGCAAUGCCGUGGACCUACCAACCACCGUCUGUGUGACACACAAGUGUUUUAUUCUUCCAAAUGAUACAAUCCAUUGUGAGAGAGAACUGUAUCAGUCAGCCAAAGCCUGGAAGGAUCAUAAGGCAUACAUUGAUAAAGAGAUUGAAGUUCUGCAAGAUAAAAUUAAGAAUUUGAGAGAAGUGAGGGGACUAAAGAGAAGAAAGCCUGAGGAAUGUAGCUGCAGUAAGCAGAGCUAUUACAAUAAAGAAAAAGAUGUAAAAAGCCAUCUUCACCCCUUCAAGGAGGCUAUUCAAGAAGUUGACAGCAAACUGCAACUUUUCAAGGAGAAUUGUGGUAGGAAGAAGGAGAGGAAGGAGAAGAAAUGCCAGAGGAAGGGGGAGGAGUGCAGUCUACCUGGCCUCACCUGCUUCACCCACGACAACAACCACUGGCAGACGGCCCCUUUCUGGAACUGUAAAUCUUUCUGCGCUUACACCAGUUCUAACAAUAACAUCUACUGGUGUUUGCGGACAGUAAAUGAGACACAUAAUUUUCUUUUCUGUGAGUUUGCCCCUGGCUUUCUGGAGUACUUCAAUAUGAAUACAGAUCUUUAUCAGCUCACAAACACCGUGCACACAGUAGAACGGAGCAUUUUUUUUUUAUUGAACGGGGCAUUUUUGAACCAGCUACAUGUACAGCUAAUGGAGCUCUGCAGCUGUCAAGGGUACAAACAGUGCAACCCAAGACCAAAUUGUUUAGCUCUGGGAACUAAAGAUGGAGGAAGCUAUGACCCACACAGAUCUUUAGCUUUGCUUUUCCAUCAGUUCAUUGACCCAGCAAGCUGCAUCUCCAAGCACUUACUCACUCUCAUGCUUGUGUGCUUGUUGGGUGAUGCUUUGGAGCAUGGAAUGAUGUGA